UCCUCAGCAACCUGGAUACCUGGAUACGGAAAGAAAGAGAAGGAGUGAGGGAGAAGAGAGAGAGAGAGAGAGAGAGAGAGAGAGAGAGAGAAAUCCCUGCGUUUCACCCGGUCAGGUCAGGAACGGAGCGACGACGGAGUCCUCGCGACGCGCACGGUAAGAACCCGGACCGGUGCGAUCACUGAUCACGGAGCUGUUCAUCAGAACCGAUAAGCGGCUUUAUUAUAAUGAGGAGACUGAAGUGAUGUAAACAGGAUCCGCCUUCCUGCGGAGUUCGGACUAAAACACAAGAUGAGUAUUAGCUAGCCAGCUGAACAGAAGACACUUGAGUCCCACCUGCAGUCAUGAAUGGUGGGUUUAAUAUUUGGGCCAUAACCCCAGAAGAGAGAGGGAAGCAUGACAAACAGUUUGACUCCCUUACUCCCACCCUGGGAUACGUGUCAGGAGAUCAAGCACGCAAUUUCUUUCUGCAGUCUGGACUUCCUGCUUCAGUACUGGCUGAGAUCUGGGCAUUAGCUGACAUGGGGAAAGAUGGAAGGAUGGAUCGUUUGGAGUUCUCUAUUGCCAUGAAACUGAUUAAGCUGCAGCUCCAGGGUCAUCCCCUCCCUCCAGCUCUGCCAGUCAUUAUGAAGCAGACCCCGGCCCCUGUUAUGACCUCAUCAUCACGCUUUGGUAUGGGCUCAAUGCCAAACCUGUCCAUCAUGCCAACAAUGCCCAUGCUGACCCCGAUGCCCGUCGGCUCCUCUGUGACCUCCAUGACCUCUCUGACCUCCAUGCCAGCUGUGCAACCUCUGCUGCCGCUGAUCCCUGACUCGCUCAACAUGUCGUCCUUACCCAAUGGCACUGCCAUGCUUCUAACACCAGCCCCAGGUUUGAGUAAAUCUCACUCCCUCUUGGACUUGGCUUCCAGCAGCUCAAACUCCUCUUCCACCACUUCUCUGGCAAGCAACUCCCCCAAAACCGGAACGUCCGAUUGGGCGGUGCCUCAGUCGUCCCGCCUCAAAUACCGGCAGCAGUUCAACAUUCUGGACAAACUUAUGACCGGAUACCUGUCAGGUCCACAGGUUCGAAACGCUCUCGCUGCUUCCAAUCUCACCCAGACCCAACUUGCCACCAUUUGGACUCUGGCGGACGUGGAUCGUGACGGUCAGUUGCGUGCAGACGAGUUUAUUUUGGCAAUGCACCUUGUAGACAUGGCCAAAACGGGCCGUCCGUUACCCCUGACCCUACCUGCAGAUCUUAUGCCCCCGUCUUUCAGAACAGGGAAAUCAUGUGACCUACCAAAUGGGUCCAUUCCUCUACUCAGCACUGAGCUCAUCGAACCAGAGCCUGCACACAAGUGUAAAAACAAUGUGUCAUUUGAGGAUAAACUGCGGGAAAACUUCCAGCGAGGUAGCUUGGAGCUGGAGAAGCGACGUCAAGCCCUGCAGGAGGAGCAGCGGCGUGAGCAGGAGAGACGGAGAGAGGAGGAGCGAAGGGAGGAAGAGAGGAGGAGGCUAAGAGAGAGGGAGGAGCAGGAGCGGAGAGAAAGAGAGGCUCUGCGUAGACAGAAAGAGGAGGAGCAACGCAUGGAGAGGCAGAGAGAGAUGGAAAGACGGAGGGAGGAGGAGAGGCUGAAGGAGAUGGAGAGACAGGAGGCUGCAGAGCGACAGAGGCGAGUGGAGUGGGAGAGGACUAAGCUGUUGGAGCUACAGGCUCAGAAUGAAAAAGAGAAAAGAGAUAUUGAGAGACUCACAGCCAGAAAGAGGAGUUUGGAGCUGGAGCUGGAGGCUGUGGGUAACAGGCACAAGCAAAUCUCAAACUGUCUGCGUGAUGCCCAGAGCAAGAGGAGGGUAAAGAGGGCAGAGCUGGAGCUCAUUAAUCAGAAGAGAGAUGGAAGUAUUGCUGACAUCAACUCUCUACAGCUACAGUUUGAGGAUGUUCAAAGACAGCUGAGCAGCCUGGCUCCAGAGAAACAGAGACUGACGGAAAAAUUAAGAGACCUCACGCAGACUAAUGCUAGCUGUGCAGAAGUGAACAAUGUCAAGAGGAAUAAGUGUGAGAAGGAUCUGAGCUGCCGGAAGCUAAAGGAGCAGUUGGACGCUCUGGAGAGAGAGACCACGGCCAAGCUGUCUGAGGUGGAGCGCUAUAACAGGGACAUGAAGGAGCUGAGAGAACGGCAGCAGCAGCAGCAGGCUGUGCUGGAGCAACUCAACCGGGUAAAAUUAGAGAAAGUGAAGGAGCUGCAGCGACGGAGGGAGGAAGAAGAGGAGAAAAGGAGAAGAGAUGAAGAAUUGGCCAGACAGGCAAAGCUGGAGCAGGAACGGCUGCAGGAGGAGCAGGAACGACUGCAGGAGGAAGAGGCCGAGCGCCAGAGGAGGCUUGCUCAGGAAAAAGAAGCCAAACUCAGAGAGGAGCAGCAACUCCAGGCCCAGGCCAGACUCCGUGAGUUGCAAGAGAAGGCUGCAAAGCAAGAAAGGGAGGAGAGAGAGGCUGAGGAGAGGAGGAGAGCAGAAGAGAAGGAGAGGGAGGAGAAGAAAAAAUCAGAAGAGAAAGAGAAGGAAGAGAAAAGAAAAGCUGAAGAGAAAGACGGCAAGGAAAAGGGGGUUGAUGGAAUUAAUGAACAAAAUCCUGUGAGCAGCAUAAGCACUGAUAUUCAGUCGCAACUCUCGACCCUGUUCAACAGUACAUCAAAUACAACAGGUGCAAGUGUACAACCAACAAGUUUCGAUCUUCAGGGCAAAAAGAGAAUGCUGAGCACCUACAGAGCACUGUAUUCCUUCACUGCCCGCAACUCUGAUGAACUGUCAUUGGAAGCAGAUUGCCUCAUAGAGGUAGACGAGUCCACAGUUAGGGAGCCUGGUUGGCUGUAUGGUACAUACCAAGGCAGCAGUGGUUGGUUUCCCGAGAGUUAUGCUGAGAAAACCUGUAAAAACAACGAGACAACAGAUGCUACACAAAAUACAGUGACCUCUACCAACUACUUCAGGAUCCCUCGUGUGGAUAUAGAAGGACCAACACCCACACACACUCCUGCAGCAACACACACACAACACACACAGGCUUUAGCUCUGUGUGCAUGGACAGCUACGACUGACACUCAGCUCGGCUUCUCUAAGGAUGACAUCAUCACGGUUCUGGAACAACAGGAGAACUGGUGGUAUGGGGAACUUGGGGAGAACCAAGGCUGGUUCCCCAAAACCCAUGUCUCCAUGAUGACUGCCAACAACACACUGACAGAGCCUUUAUAUUCUACUGUUGAUGAGCUGGACCUGGCUGACUCUGUUCUGCUUGAAGAAUAUGUGGCUCUUUACACGUACGAGAGUCCCGAGUCAGGUGACCUGACAUUCCGAGCUGAAGAUGUUGUCUUGGUAAUGGAAAAAGAGGGGGAGUGGUGGAAGGGCUGCAUCGGUGACCAAUCAGGACUCUUCCCUUCCAACUACGUCAAACCCAAAGACACUGACUCUGCCAAAUCUGGUGCUUCUGGGAAAAAGCCAGAGAUUGCACAGGUAACGACAGCCUGUAAGGCCAUGAUGGCAGAACAGCUGAAUGUGACUCCAGGACAGCUGAUCCUCGUUCUUCAUAAGAACUCCUGUGGCUGGUGGUUGGGAGAAUUGCAGGCUCGGGGUAAGAAGCGUCAAAAAGGCUGGUUUCACUCCUCAAAUGUCAGACUGCUGGAGCCCAACAGUGGUAAAACCACUCCUGCGCCCCAGCCAUUGUGCCAAGUCAUUGCCAUGUACGACUACAAAGCAGCCAAUGGGGACGAGAUGACAUUCCAGAAAGGUCAGCUGAUCAACGUCCUCAACAAGGACGAGUCCGAUUGGUGGAAAGGAGAAAUCAAUGGAGUCACUGGUCUCUUCCCGACCAAUUAUGUCAAGAUGACUACAGAGUCCGACCCCAGCCAGCAAUGGUGUGCAGACCUUUUGAGCUUAGACUCCAUGAGUUGUGAGGAGAGAAAGAGGCAGGGCUACAUCCAUGAACUCAUCGAGACGGAGCAGACAUAUGUACAGGAUCUGGAGCUGGUGCUUGAGGUGUUCUACAAACCCAUGACUGAGUCAGGACGCUUGACUGAGGCUGAGAUGAGUGUGAUCUUUGUGAACUGGAGAGAGCUGAUCAUGUGCAACAUCAAACUGCUCAAAGCCCUGCGUGUACGUAAGAAGACGGCAGGCGAGCGCAUGCCGGUGCAGGUGAUCGGAGACAUCCUGUCCUCUGAGCUUUCACACAUGCAGCCCUACAUCCGCUUCUGCAGCUGCCAACUGAACGCAGCCGCCCUGCUGCAACAGAAAACCGACGCCUCGCCUGAAUUCAAGCUCUUCCUAAAGAAAAUUGCCACUAAUUACAGAUGUAAAGGAAUGCCGUUGUCCAGCUUCCUGCUGAAGCCCAUGCAGAGGAUCACACGGUACCCUUUACUCAUCAAAAAUAUUUUGGAAAACACUCCAGUAGGACAUGUGGACCAGGUAAACCUUCGGGAAGCGCUGGAGAGGGCGGAGCUUCUGUGCUCCCAGGUUAACGAGGGAGUGAGGGAGAAGGAAAACUCAGACAGACUCGAGUGGCUGCAGAACCAUGUGCAGUGUGAGGGGGUCAUUGAGCAUUUGGUCUUUAACUCUCUGACGAACUGCCUGGGUCCUCGCAAGCUGCUGCACAGUGGCCAUGUGUCGAAGGCUAAAAGCAACAAGGAGCUCUGGGCCUUCCUGUUCAGCGACUUCCUGCUCUUCACCUACAUCUCCAAACAGUUCUCCUCAAACACAGACCGACUCUUCAGCCCCAAGUCCAACACCAUCUACAAGAUGUACAAAACGCCUGUGUUUUUGAAUGAAGUGUUGGUGAAAAUGCCGUCUGAUCCGUCCAGCGAAGACCCAGUCUUUCACAUCUCGCACAUUGACCGUGUGUACACACUGAAAGCUGACAGCAUCAAUGAGAGAACAACAUGGGUCCAGAGAAUCAAGGCAGCAUCAGAGCACUUUAUAGAGACAGAGAAGCUGAAAAGAGAGAAGGCUUACCAAGCUCGCUCUCAAAAGACAAGCGGUAUUGGACGUUUGUUAGUAACAGCUCAGGAGGCUGUUGAGUUAAAACCCUGCAAGCCUAAUGGUAAGAGCAACCCGUACUGUGAGCUGUCUAUGGGAGCACAGUGCUACACCUCACGGCCACAGAACGACACCGUCAACCCGAAAUGGAACUUUAGCUGUCAAUUCUUCAUCAAAGACCUGUAUCAGGACGUCCUGUGCAUCACCGUGUUCGAGCGGGAUCAGUUCUCUCCUGACGACUUUCUGGGUCGCACCGAGGUUCCUGUUGCCACCAUUAAAAAAGAUCAGGAAGGCAAAGGUCCGCUGACUCGGCGUCUGCUGCUCCACGAGGUCCCCACCGGAGAGGUCAGAGUUCGCCUCGACCUGCAGCUUUACGAGCAAACGCCGCUCCUCUGACCUCGAGCCUCGCAUUUGCAGAACGAAACCUUCUUAUCUAUGAAUAUUUUUUCCUAUUUAGAAAAAGGCCAAUUGUACCUCUAGAGGAACAGAGGAAUGGAGACGAGACAAAUUCCUCUUGUGUCUUUGUGGAACAGGAGAUUCAGACUCUGUAGUUUAGUAAAACGUCUACAGGCCAAAGUUUAUUCAACUCAAGUUCAUCCUCUUACUCAGCGUGAGGUCGAUGCAUGACGACGUAAAAGAUCUCAUCCUACAGUCCAUCGAGCUAACCUACGUAGCAAGGUUGCUUUUCUUAUUAUUAUUUUAUAGUCACGGGAUAAGAUAUGGUUUUGAGUGUGGAGAACUCAGCCUUAGCCAAACCAAAUAAAGACAAAUGAAAAAAACA
Molecule: messenger RNA, 5784 nt
Organism: Tachysurus vachellii
Lineage: Eukaryota; Metazoa; Chordata; Actinopteri; Siluriformes; Bagridae
Gene: itsn2a
Product: intersectin 2a
Exons: 39
Coding region: 345-5399 (1684 amino acids)
Biological process (GO): positive regulation of Rho protein signal transduction; intracellular signal transduction
Molecular function (GO): protein binding; guanyl-nucleotide exchange factor activity; calcium ion binding
Source: RefSeq, a predicted model, not a curated record